Messenger RNA from Helianthus annuus (common sunflower), 1233 nucleotides. RefSeq lists its product as uncharacterized. The record is from RefSeq and is a predicted model, not a curated record. Gene Ontology annotation, biological process: DNA repair; telomere maintenance. The coding region runs from base 1 to 1233 and encodes 410 amino acids. NCBI's taxonomy places the organism in Eukaryota, Viridiplantae, Streptophyta, Magnoliopsida, Asterales, Asteraceae. Gene Ontology annotation, molecular function: DNA helicase activity. The transcript has 4 exons.
AUGUUUUUGGGGUGGAUGGAAAAGAACGAAAAAGAUCCGUUGGCGCGCACGCUUACUUACAUUGAGUUCCCAACUAAAUUUGUUUGGAAGAAGGACGAAAGGAUAUGGGAUAAACGUAUAAUAGGCAAAACCAUUGGUCGUAUUCAUUGUGUGAAUCCUUCUAUGGGCGAGGCAUACUUUUUAAGAAUCCUUCUUAAUAAGGUAGUAGGUCCUAAGUCUUUUGAGGACAUUCGUACUGUGAAUGGACAAGUCUUCCCAACAUUUAGAGAUGCGUGCUACGCUAGAGGCCUUUUAGACGAUGACAAGGAGUAUAUAGAAGCUAUCAAAGAGGCGUACUACACAGGUUCAGGUUACUAUCUUCGCAAUCUGUUUGCUACAAUGUUGGCGUCUAAUACAUUAUCAAAGCCUGAACAUAUUUGGGAAAACACAUGGGAGUACCUUGCGGAUGGUAUUUUAUACAAUCGGCAAAAGCUUUUGAGGAUUGAAGGUUUGUCUCUUCCAGAAGAACAAAUAAGGAACCUAACGUUGCUGGAAAUUGAGCGUUACUUAUUACGUAACAACUCAAGUUUAAGGCGGUUUUCGUCUAUGCCUCAACCCGACAGUGAAUCAAUAUACUCAGCAGACAACCGUUUAAUUGCUGACGAGCUUAGGUACGAUCGUUUAGUGUUUGAUGAGAUAAUUGAUGCAGUUAAUAGUAAUGCGGGUGGUUUGUUCUUCGUCUAUGGCUACGGAGGUACUGGUAAGACAUUUCUUUGGAAGACAUUAUUUGCAUCCAUUAGAUGUAAAGGCGAUAUUGUAGUAAAUGUUGCAUCAAGUGGAAUCGCAUCUAUUUUGUUACCUGGUGGACGUACUGCACAUUUAAGGUUUCAUAUACCUUUAAAUUUAACAGAAACCUCGAUGUGUUUUAUUAAAUCAGAUGAUGACGUUGCUGAUUUAUUGAAGAAAACGAAACUGAUCAUUUGGGAUGAAGCACCGAUGAAUCAUAAACAUGCGUUUGAAGCACUUGACCGAACAAUGAAAGAUAUCUUCAAAUGUGAGAUGACAUUUGGUGGAAAGGUCCUUACGUUAACAAAAAACAUGAGGUUAACUGUAGGAGCCAACGCAUCUGAUAUAGAGGAGAUUAAAGCUUUUGCGGAUUGGUUGCUUGACUUGGGUGAGGGAAAGAUUGGUGACAGUGAUGAUUGUGAGGUGGUUAUAGAUAUUCCUGAAGAUUUUUUUAAUCAAGUGCUCUGA